CUCUGCCCUCCAGCUGCCCGCGACAGCUCUCAACGGCACUCAAGAAGCUGACCAAGCUACAGGUGCCCUCUCUCCACUGGAACACUACUCACAUGUUUUCUUCCCUCACGGUCAUCUUCCAUGGUUAUCCUUUUUUCUCCUGUAAGAUACUGCUGAGAGAGAGAGCAGCCUGCUAACCUCAGCACUGCCAGUCAAGGCUUUGCUGCUUGUGUGGGUCCCAUGAGGACGGGAGACCCCUGCAGGGAUUGGCAUGGCUUCUCCUUUGGCCAUCCUUUCUGCCAGUCGUGUUUGGCAGAGCGGAGACACAGGUGCAGAGAGAGAGAGACAGGAGUAGGCGCAUCAAAGGGCACCCACAGAUUUGAACCUCCUCUGCACAGGAAUGUGGUCCCCUCUGAACUCACCAUCUACAAGGACACAGGCAGCAGGAUCAAUCCAACUGCUCCUGCCAACUCUCUCUCUCUCUCUCUCACACACACACUCAUUUCUCUUUCCAAGGUAUCAUGAUUACUUACCACAUGUUUUUGGACAGAAAUCUAGGACAAAAGUGCUUUUAGAAAACAACAGAAAUCUGACAUUCCAUUACAUUAGCCAUUUGGGACGUAAGAAGAAUUGUGGAACAGAGACGUAAAGUUAAAUAAUCAAACACACAUCUUCACACUUGUGUUAUUAUGGUGGUGUGUUAUUCGCAGGUUAGACAUGCUAACUUCAAUCUAUAUGGUAUAAUGGUAUCCAAAUUGAGGAAAUGGCUGGUAGUCUACUACUAUUACUCUACGAAUAUCAGUGUCUCUUAAAAUGCAAAACAUGCCAAGCAGCCACUUGGCCAUUGCCACUAAAUGUGAUCAUAACAAGUGGUUGAGUGUAACAAAUGUAACAAGGUAACACAAUUCUUAUUGGACACUCUGAAGUGUAUAUGACAUGUCUAUCAUCAAAGUUAUCAAUCAUGUAAUCAAACUGACAACACAUAUCAAUGCCAAAUGUGGCAUCUGCACCCUAAAUAUCUCUCUGUGUUCAGUGUUUUUCAACACCCCAGUCCAAGAUGAGAAGAGCAAUGGACACAGAAAUAACUGUGAUUAUGAAUGAAAGGAGCCUCACAGUGGAGAACAGGAGGAAAACAAGAAGAGAUAAUGUUAAAAAAAAGAAAAAACAUGCUCUCCUUAUCAUCAGUCUUGGCUCUCAAGGUCUCCCAUGGCUUCAGCCGAUACAGUCCUGACCACCCUCAUUCUCGCGCUGCAUCUAGAGACCACCACAGCUCCAGUCCUUUGAAAGAAACUUUCUGAUAAAGACUCAACGGUUCAAGCAUCUUCUACCAUCCCCUGGGAUCUCCCUAUACGGCACAACCAGAGCUCACAACCUGUAGUAGGUCUUCUGCUCUAUGAUUACCCGUCUGGAUGUCAGCAGUGGCUCCAUGGCUUGAUCCGCAGGGGAUCCACAAAGACCAUCUUCUGUGUCUGUGUGCCGAGCUCGGAAACAGAUAACCCUCUAAAGAGAGCGACGAGGCUCAACCACAGGGGACUCUCCACCAAACAUCACGAUGAAGAGUGCGGUGCUGAUGGUGAUGCUGGGGCUGUCUUUGACGGGGCUCAGAGGGGCUGCCAACAGCACGCUGGCACAACCUCAUCACUGCCUGGCCAAUGGAACAGUGCGCUCCUUCUUCUGUUUGGACAAGGAGGUUGAAAAGGUGCCUACCAAUAUUCCCCAAAACACAACCUACAUAGUAUUCAAGCUAACCCACAUCAGCAUCAUACCAAAAAGAGCCUUCUUUGGUUUACAACACCUAAAAACCAUAAUGAUCUCCGAGAAUGGAAAUCUGCAGAAGAUCCAUAAUCUCUCCUUUGCCAAUCUGCCCAGCCUGUCAGAGAUAACAAUAACUAAAUCAAAAAAUCUUGCCAUCAUUUACAAGAAUGCCUUCUUGAACCUGCCUAAACUGAAACAUUUGACAAUAUCAAACACUGGACUGAAAACACUGCCUGUUUUCUCCAGGAUCAACUCAUUUGCGGAGGACUUUUUGCUGGAUCUCCAGGAAAACAUGCAUCUGCAGGUCAUCCCUAGCGAUGCGUUCCUGGGACUGAGCAUGGACACCAUCUCAGAGCUGAGGCUGACUAAAAAUGGUCUCACCAAGGUGGAGAGCUUUGCUUUCAAUGGCACCAAAAUGCGAACAUUGUCUCUUAUGGGAAACCAAGAGCUCAUCCUCAUCCACAGAGACGCCUUCUUAGGAGCUGAGGGUCCUAUCUCUCUAGACAUUUCAUACACAGAUGUCCACGCUCUGCCAGAGACCAUGUUAAGGACCAUCAAGAGUCUUGUGGCCACCUCUGUGUACUCCCUGAGAAUGCUGCCUAGGCUGGACCUCUUUGCAGACCUCAUAGAAGCCAACCUCACAUAUCCUAGCCAUUGCUGUGCCUUCGCCAACUUCAGGAAGAAUAGGUCAGAGAGGCACGUUAUCUGUGACAACCCCAACCUCCCUGCAGAGGAGCCGAUCCUCUACCGUGAUUACUGCGAGAUGAAGACGGAAAUCCUCUGCUAUCCCAAACCAGACGCCUUCAACCCCUGUGAGGACAUCAUGGGUCACACCUACCUGCGUGUGCUCAUCUGGAUCAUCUGUGUGCUGGCCAUCGUGGGCAACGCCGUGGUGCUGCUGGUCCUUCUGACCAGCCGCUACAAGCUGACCGUGCCACGCUUCCUUAUGUGCCACCUGGCCUUUGCGGACCUGUGCAUGGGUAUCUACCUAAUGAUCAUCGCAUCGGUGGACAUCUACACUCGAGCACAGUACUACAACUUUGGCAUCGACUGGCAGAUGGGCGUGGGUUGCCGUGCAGCUGGCUUCUUCACGGUGUUUGCAAGCGAGCUGUCCGUCUACACUUUGACAGUCAUCACCCUGGAGCGAUGGCACACCAUAACGUACGCCAUGCAGUUGGAGCGCAAGCUGCGUCUGCGCCACGCGGCCGCUCUGAUGGCGGGCGGCUGGGUGUUCGCCUGGCUGGCGGCGCUGUUCCCGGCAGUGGGCGUCGCCAGCAGCUACAUGAAGGUGAGCAUCUGCCUUCCCAUGGAUGUGAAGACGGCGGCGUCGCAGAGCUACGUGGCGUUGCUUCUGCUGCUGAACGUGGCCGCCUUCUUGGGAGUGUGCGCCUGCUACUUGCGCAUCUACACCACCGUGUGCCACCCCCAGGCUCUGGCCCCGCUCACCAGUGCCUCAGACACGCGGCUGGCCAAGCGAAUGGCUGUGCUUAUUUUCACUGACUUCCUGUGCAUGGCGCCCAUAUCCUUCUUUGCUAUCUCAGCGGCAUUCAAGUGGCCACUGAUCAACGUGUCACAAGCCAAGGUGUUGCUGGUGCUCUUCUAUCCCAUCAACUCGUGCGCGAACCCCUUCCUCUACGCCUUUUUUACGAAAACGUUUAAACGGGACUUCUUUGUGCUGGCCAGUCGCUUUGGCUGCUUUAAAAUGCAGGCGCAGAUUUACCGCACAGAAUCCUCCUCAGUUCAGAAUGGUGUCUGGGUGCCCUCUCCGAAGACCAGUGAAAGCACUAUCUAUUCACUGAUCCACAUGACUCAUAAACACUGACCGGGAAGUGGUCUUGCUGUGCUCCACCCUAUCACAUUACAUGUGUCAAUAAUGUUAAAGGUUUUGGACUUUGGAUUAAGGGGCUUUCAAAAAGCAAAAACAAUUCACCGGACCAGACAGACCAGUCCAUUUCUCUCAAGCUUAAGCUUAACUUUAAUUCAUUUUUGCUAUGAAGACAAUUAGUUUAAGGCCAAUUUUUAAAAGGACAGACCCAGUCUGGACUGGGCAAACUAAGAACACUUUUAUUUUAUUAUUCCUAAAAGGAACUGAGACACCUGACUAAAACCCUGUUUUGUAAUUUUACUGAAUGAUGAGGAAAAAACAAUACCUGGCUUUGCUGAUAGUCCAUGUUUUGUGUUGUAUACUGUAAUUUUUGUUUGUAAAGUGCACCUUUAAUUAGCUGAAUGAUUUGUAUAUUAGAACCUAACUGCCUACAACACUACCAAGGGUGCCAUCAUAUCUGAACUUUUGAAAACGUGCUUUUAAUGUUAAAUACUGAUGCGCGUGUCAAUGUAAUGAAAUGCAUACACACCAAUAUGUAAAAAUAUAUUAAUCAGAAGA
Alosa sapidissima (American shad) is the source of this 4117-nucleotide messenger RNA. RefSeq names its product follicle stimulating hormone receptor (gene fshr). Gene Ontology annotation, cellular component: membrane. The transcript has 10 exons. Lineage: Eukaryota; Metazoa; Chordata; Actinopteri; Clupeiformes; Clupeidae. The record is from RefSeq and is a predicted model, not a curated record. The coding region runs from base 1532 to 3556 and encodes 674 amino acids. Gene Ontology annotation, molecular function: G protein-coupled receptor activity; follicle-stimulating hormone receptor activity. Gene Ontology annotation, biological process: male gonad development; follicle-stimulating hormone signaling pathway.